AUGUCAUUUCCAAAUAGAUCAUGCAAUCUUGACCACUAUUCAUGUUUGAUGUUUACAGGCACCCAAGAGGAUGCAGCCAGAGCAUAUGACAAAGCAGCCAUAAUGUAUCGAGGAGAAAAUGCUGUAACCAACUUUGAUAUUAGCAAUUAUACUAACGACUUCGAUGAUUCCCCACAAACUGAACAAGAUCCAUCAAAUGCUGAACUGAGUGAGAACAAUCAUGAUGAUGGCAUAAGAUCUGAACAACAAGAACAACAACAAAACGAAGAAGAAGUUGCUCAUGAAGUUAAAGAGGAGAUGUUUCCUGAAACACAUUUUGCAUCUUCAGUUGAUGAAGACCACCCUUGGAGACAUUUUAUGGAUCCAGAACAUAUAUCUCAUCUUCCAUUUGAUGAGUCUAGUGAACGAAUGGACUUGCUUUAUGAUUAUGGCUUUGAGGCUAACCUUGACUCCAUUUUCAAUGACCCCAUUGUGAAUGGGAGUGGUUGCAUGACUUUGCCAGAAUCUUCUUUCAUGUACUCCACAUCCUCAAUGAUGAACCCCAUUUCUGGCCCUUUGGUUUAG
Molecule: messenger RNA, 564 nt
Organism: Lactuca saligna
Lineage: Eukaryota; Viridiplantae; Streptophyta; Magnoliopsida; Asterales; Asteraceae
Source: the annotation of a GenBank genome assembly